Molecule: messenger RNA, 7148 nt
Organism: Mytilus californianus (California mussel)
Lineage: Eukaryota; Metazoa; Mollusca; Bivalvia; Mytilida; Mytilidae
Product: macrophage mannose receptor 1-like
Exons: 44
Coding region: 41-5884 (1947 amino acids)
Molecular function (GO): signaling receptor activity
Source: RefSeq, a predicted model, not a curated record
GACAACAGCUAAAAGAGUUAUUUCACUACUUGUAUGUAUUAUGUAUAACAGUCUAUCUGUGAGGAUGAAAAGGGAGGCGUUCAUCUGUGUGAUUCUCGCAAUUAUUAUUAGUGCCAAUGGACAAGUUUGUCCACCUGGAUGGGUUGAUGGUCCUAUGGGCAAGAAGUGCUACCUUUUUGCUGAUAACCACCAAAGAAAUUGGUUUGAAGCUAAAUAUGUAUGUAAUUCUAUGCGGGCAGAGUUGUUAUCAAUUGAGGACUCCCUUGAAAUGGCAUGGAUUAAACAAGAACUGAAGAGAGUAAAAGCACAGGUAACUGGUACUUCAGAAUGGUGGACCAGUCUACAAAAGAAUGGAACAGUUUGGAACUGGAGUAGUAAUAUUGCAUUAGAUGACACUGUUGUACGCUGGGGUUCAGGUGAACCCAAUAAUUAUCAGAACAAGGAACAUUGCGCAGAAAUCUGUUGCCCACAUUUCUUAAAUGAUAUCAAUUGUGAAAAAAGGAUCAAUUAUAUUUGUGAACUUGAUAAAGAGACAAAUCCAUUGACCUGUGAUGCAGAUAAUGGAUGGGAGUACCACCAGGGAUCAUGUUAUAAAUUUGUCCAAAAAUUCAAGACGUGGAAUCAGUCAGCAUUAGACUGUAAAGAUUUAGACUCUAACCUGGCAGCUGUUGCAGAUACUGGUCCCCUACAUGCAGUUUCUACAAUAUCUAGCUUCCAACAGUACGAUUCCUGGGUUGGAAUUAUAAGGAAAUACAAGACAUUCUUUUAUACAAAUUCCUCUGAAGCUAUUGGAAUUGAUAGUUAUAUACAGCCAAGUAAAACAACAGAUAAUUUUGACCCUGCCUGUUUGACUAUAAACAGUACAGUUAAGGAUGCAGCAAAAGGCCUGUAUCCUGAUAGCUGUACAACUCCGAAACCAUACAUCUGUCAAAAGCCUGAAGGAGUAUGUAAACCUGGAUAUCAACAGCAUCAGUCAAUGUGUUACUAUCUGUCGUACACAGAACAGAACAGAACUGGUGCUGAAACACUUUGUAAAGCCAUGAAAAUGUCAGUGGUGGACAUUACUAGUGCUAGUAAAUCAUCAUAUCUGGUCAGUUUGUUGAAGCAGAGAGGAGAUAUUGGUGAAAUAUGGAUUGGAUUAAAAAAACAGAGUACUAAUAACUGGUACUGGCCUAGCACAGGCGAAGUUCCAUCGUUGAAAUACUGGACAUACAUCUCUCCAAAUAGCAACGAAACAUUGUAUGACUGCGCUUAUAUGAAUGUUGGAGAUAAUGGCAAAUGGAAUAUAAACUUCCCAUGUAAUAGAACACUCAGAGUUGUAUGUGAGGUACCAGCUACAACAAGUUUUACAACUACAACAGUGGCUCCACCUACUACUACUACAACUCCAGCUCCAGCAACAACAGCAACAACAACUUCAAAAACAACAAAUGCAGCUAUGACCGAGCCAGGUGUUUCAACUGCUGUACCAGUCCAAGAGUGCAUAAUGGAUCAGAUGGGUAAGAAUUAUAGAGGAACUAUUAGUCAAACUAACACAGGUCGUACAUGCCAGGCUUGGUCAUUGCAAGUCCCCCAUAAGCAUAGCUAUAGUGAUCAACUCUCUGAUCAGAAGAACUACUGUCGUAACGCAGAUGAUGAGCCAUAUGGUCCAUGGUGCUAUACAACUGAUGUAAACCAAAGAUGGGAGUAUUGUGAUAUACCGUAUUGUGCUGGAGCAGUUACACCAGUCAUCCCCACUACUACUACAACAAUUGCAGUUACGACAACUGCUGCUAAGACAUGGAGUGAAAAAUGUGGGUUUUUUUGGGAAAAUUCACCUAUCCCUGAUGUUUGUUAUCAUUUUGAUAAUCGUUUAUCAAGCUGGAUGGAAGCAAGAACAAAAUGUCAAACGUUGGGUGGAAAGCUAGUUAGUAUCACAUCAACUCAUGAACAGCUUUACCUUGCUGGACGGUUGCUAAGUAGUAAUUUCAGAUCAAUGUGGAUAGGUGCCAAUUGUCGGGGAGCAGAUGAAGGCUGGAGAUGGUCUGAUGGUUCGCCAUUCUCCUUUCUACAUUGGAUGCAAGAUCAGCCUGAUGGGCUUGAAAAUGGUGAAGACUGUGUUUCUAUGGAUACUAAGUUAGGACAAUGGGAAGAUCAAGAAUGUGAUGUCAAACAAGGCUUUAUUUGUAGAAAGUCAGUUGCUGCACCAACCCUGCCACUAAUUCCAACAACAUCACCUGUAAUUGGAAAAGGCCAAACCUAUGGUUGUCCAGGUGGAUGGGUUAGUUAUAAAUCAAACUGCUAUUUGAUUGCUAGAAACAAAACCACAUGGAAUGCUGCCAGAUCUAUUUGUAGGAAGAAUGGCGCUGAUUUAACUUCGAUUGCAGAAGAAGGAGAACAGGAUUUUAUUACAAGCCAAAUCCCUAAAACUCAUUGCUACAACAUCCAUUCCAAUGAUACUCAGUGUGAUUUAUGGAGAGAUCAAGGAGAAUGUCAGAAGAACCCAGUAUGGAUGGCAAGGUCGUGUCAUAAGAGCUGUAACUUGUGUAUUCGGGAUUGUAAAAACAUCCAUUAUUCUGUGGAGUGUGACCACUGGGCUAGUGUUGGUGAAUGUUACAAAAACCCAUCUUAUAUGCUACAGAAUUGUCCAUUGUCAUGUGGAAUUUGUGAUUCAGCUAUCUAUGGUGGAUUUUGGAUUGGAUUUAGUGAUACUGCAUUCCAAAUGAAUUUUAAAUGGUCAGAUGAUAGCACUGUCGAAUAUACGAAAUGGGCAAAAUCUGAGCCCAACAAUUGGAAUGGUCAGACACGGGAGGAUUGUGUUAUUAUUCUUCUGAAGAAUGGAAAAUGGAAUGAUGUUCCUUGUGACAUGGCCAAUGCUGGAUUUAUUUGUAAGAAGAGGAAGCAGGUUUUAGAUGAAGUUACACAGUCACCACUAGCUGUUGGUUGUGUCAAUAACACCAUUGGUUACGAUGCUUACUGUUAUGGAAUCAAUGAUGAAAUGACAGAUUGGGCAACAGCAGAGAGUGGUUGUGCUCAAGUUCAAUAUGGACAUCUGGCUACAAUAAACAAUGUGUACACACAGUUGUUUUUAGCUAGUCAGAUAGUUGGUAAAUCUGGACACUAUUGGAUUGGUCUUACCCAGGAUGUUAACCCUGGUGCCAUGGUUUCUUGGACUAGUGGUCUUCCAGUAUCAUAUACAGCUUGGGCCAGGAGUCAUACAGGGAGUAUUGAUGAAGAUGCUAUGUGUGUUGCCAUGACAGCAACCCAUCCUAUUGGAUUAUGGGAAACCAAAAACUGUACAUUAGAAAAGUCCUACAUUUGUGAAUAUCCUAGAGAAGGUUACACUACACCUACAACUACAACUACUACAGUAGCACCUGUAUUCUGUCCUCCAUCUUGGUUGGGGUUUAAUGGUUAUUGUUAUAAGACUAUAUACAAGAGUGCUGAUCAAAGAACUUGGAUGAAAAGCCGUGACUUCUGUCGCGAGAGAGGAGCUGAUUUAGCCAGUAUUCACAGUAGUGAAGAAAACAACUUUUUGAGAAACAGAAUGAUUCGUUAUCGUAACUAUGAAAACAUUUGGGUUGGUUUAAAUGAUAGAGAUUCAGAAAAUGGUUUUGAGUGGUCUGAUGGAUCCCCAGUGGACUUCAUGAUGUGGGGAACAAAUGAACCUAACGAUAAAUAUCAACAAGAGGAUUGCGUUUCGAUCAAUAGAUAUGGCAGCGGAUGGAAUGAUGAUAAUUGUUACAAGACUGAAUCGUUUAUUUGCAAAAUUCAGAAAGGGAUGCCAUUGAUAGAACCAAAUGACACAUACACUAAAGAAUAUUGUGAUAGUGAUUGGCUAUAUUUUGAUGGCUAUUGUUACUUAAUGAAAUCAUAUGACAGGAAAAAUUUCAAAGAUGCGGCAAAAAUAUGUAACGAUAAAAAAUCCAACUUACUUAGCAUCCAUUCUCAGCAUGAAAGUAAUUGGAUUUUAGAACAUAUUUACAGACGGUCUGGAAUGUGGAUUGGUCUGAAUAAGUUAAAUCAUCAGUAUGAAGGCUACAGAUGGAAUGAUAAUUCCCCAGUAGACUAUGUAUCCUGGGGUUCAGGCAAACCAAGUUCUCCUUCUGUCAACAAGUGUGUCAUGAUACAGUCGAGUUCAGGUCGUUGGACUGACUUCAACUGUAAUAGAGGCGUAAAUGGUUAUAUUUGCAAGAGAAAGAAUGACACAGAUAGUUUUACAACAACCCCAGCCUCUUCUAUACCUACAGUGAGAGGUGGAUGUUUAGGAGGAUUCGUCAGAUCUACAUUCAAUAGUAAAUGUUAUAGAUUUUUUAAAACAAAGAAAACUUGGAGCCAAGCAAAGGCAACUUGUGAAACUUAUGGAAGGACUUAUGGUUUGGUCACUAUACAGAGUGAAUUAGAACAGAUGUUUAUAACCACUAUGCUGAUUAACAGCCUAGAGAUGGUUUGGAUAGGAAUGACAGAUGAACAUACUUUCAGGAAGUAUUAUUGGGAUGAUAGUUCACAAGUUUCAUACACUAACUGGAACUCUAAGGAGCCUAAUGGGUAUAAUGAACAUUGUGUUGAUCUCUUUGUGAUAAAGGAGAAGUUUGGAGAAUGGAAUGAUGAAAGAUGCAGUUCAUCUUUGUAUUUCAUCUGUCAGGGGUUACAAAAUCCAUUAUUCCCUAUAGAAACUUCUGAAUCUGAGUACUGUCCACUAGGAUAUGACAAAUAUGAUCAAAUGUGUUACAAAUUACUUGAAGCAACUAAUGAUUGGAAUACUUCGUUGUCAAAAUGUCAAGAAGAUGGAGGUAGCUUAGCAUCCAUACGUAAUCUUCCAGAGAAAAGUUUUGUUAGCUAUCUCACGUAUAACAAGUCAUCACUACCAUUUUGGAUCGGCCUCAACAAAAUGAAUUCUGAGGAUGGUAUAACUUAUAAAUGGAGUAAUGGUUGGCCUGUAAUUUACACUAAUUGGAAUUCAGAUUAUUUGCCAAGUAAGCCUUGUAUAGCUGUUGGAGAAGAUUUUUGGAGAGAUAAAGAUUGUGAUACCAAACUUCCAGCAUUGUGUCAGAUCAAUAAAAUAUCACCACCGAAAGCAGCAGAUCAGUCCACUUGCCCGCAAGGUGGUUAUGUAUUUGGGGACAAAUGCUAUUAUCCAAUUCUACAUAAUCCUUUGACAUGGUUCAAAGCAAAGGAAGAAUGUGAUAACAAAGGAUUAACAUUGACUAGCAUACAAAACCUUGAUCAAAUAGAUUAUUUGAUUAAUUUGAUCCAAAAAUUGGCUGGAAGCAGAUUGGAGGUUUGGAUCGGAUUGAACAAGCUGAAUAGAUUUUCUCAAUCCUGGUCUUGGGUAGACUCAUCUUCAAAGACAUUUGAAAACUGGAACAGUGGGGAGCCUUCAACAUCAUGGCAUAGUAGUACAUCCGAUGAAUGUGUGGAAAUGAGACCAGAUGGGACAUGGAAUGAUAUCAAUUGUCAUGAUUAUGAAAGACCAUUUAUUUGUAGUGGUGACACAGAUAGAGCAGUUACACCACCAAUCGCCACUACAGCUACAACAAAAGCAGGAAACACUGUUGCCAUAGAAACAACUGAAGUAACAAAUACAUAUUUACCAACAACUACAACACCACUUGUAGCAAAACCAAGAGAUGAUGAAUUUGUCAGUCAAAAAAGAGUUUCAGGAGUAACCACAGGUUUAACAACAGGACAAAUAAUUGGAAUUCUAAUUGGUAUUUUGGGAUGUUUUGUAAUAGUGGCAGCCAUUUUAUUUAUCAUAAGAUUCAAUAGACAGAAUGACUCAUAUAAACCUAAAACCCACAGUUUUGCAAAUGCCUUGUAUCUAAAAACAUCAGAAGAAAAUAAUGAAGAUGAUCCAAAUGCUAUUGGUUCUAUUGUGAAAAUAUGUGGGGCAGAUCCUUUGUGAUUUUUAGAUUACUUUAUAUAUGUUCUAUGUCACUCUUUGUCAAUUAGGAUUAUCAAAACUCGAGUCUGUUGACAAUGUUUAGCUAUUGGUGACUUUAGAACUAGCCUUUGAUUGAGUUUCUGUCAGAGAUUUUAUUUAAAAGAAAAAAAACAACCGAUAUAUAAGAAUAUUUCUUGAUCACGUAAAAGAUGUAUCAUGCAUAAAUACUAAUACAAAUCAACAUUAUUCAUGUGAAGGGCAAACUUAUAAUUCUCAACUGUAAAGUCAUCUAGAAAAAGUGUAUACAUUGAUAUCAUGAAAAUGAUGACAGGUCAAGGGUCAACAAAUUAAAGUAAAUCAUACAUAGUAAAUUACGUUUCAUUUUUUGGUAAACAAUCAUAUCUGCUUCUUAUUCUGAAUUUUCUAUAAUCGAAAAAGAGUAAGGCAUUCUGAAAUUCUAUUUUUGGAGUCAUUCAUGCAAUCAUAAGGCUUGUUGGCUUGUUUUAUUAUCAGGAAUUUAUUACUACUGUUCAGAAAUUAAAAAAUAAAGCAAAGUGCAUUGAGCGCAACAUUCUUUACAUCAAAAUUUGAGAUAACUUCCUUUGUCCAUAAUUAUAAACAAAGGAUGCAUUCCAAUUAUUAAUAAAAUGAAAUGUAGAGUUUUUAGUUCCUACUUCAAAAUGAAUGCAAUAUUUACCCUUCAAUCCUCACUAGCAAUAAGAUAUCCAUUUUGAUGGUUUAAAAACUUAAAUUGAAGACCAACGUCUCUAUGCAUUAGAUUGGUAGUAAUCGUGAUCAAAUAUAAUGCAUUUGAACUGUAAGCUCAGUAGUUUGAAAUUUCAAUCAUGCUUAACAAAUUUUAAGCUUUUUAUAAAGUAUAAAGAGGAGAUAUUAAUUGUUUUCAGUUUGUUUUUGUUUUGUUUUGUUGGUUUUGUUUGAGGGGGGGGGGGGGGUUUACAAUUUGUAAUUGGAAUAGUUCGGAGAUCACUGUUUUUACAAAUAGACUACGUAUUGUGGCUUUAUGUCAUUAACACAAAGUGUUAUUGACUGUAAUCAUAAGUAUAUUUUGUUUUCAGGUCAUAUACAACAGGUUCUUACUAUUCCUUAUGAAUUUAUGUUUGUUAUCAUAAGUGUAUUUUGUUUUCAGGUCAUAUACCACAGGGUCUUACAAUUCCUUAUGAAUUUAUGUUUGUUAUCAUAGGUGUAUUUUGUUUUCAGGUCAUAUACCACAGGGUUUUACUGUUCCUUAUGAAUUCAUGUCAACGCUAUUAAAGGAUUAUAUGUU